AUGAAUGUUUGUAGUGGCCAUGGUUCAUGUCCAGUUCCAAAUAAUUGUACAUGUCAACCAGGAUAUUAUGGAUAUCAGUGUGAAGCUCACCAAUGCUAUGGCACUUUAUUUAACAAUUCUAAUGUUUGUUCCACUCAUGGACAAUGUUUAUCUCCAAAUAAUUGCUUCUGUGAAGCUGGGUAUUAUGGACCUGAAUGUUCUGAACAUGAUUGCUUUGGAGUUCAUAAGAAUUCUUCAAAUGUUUGUUUCAAACAUGGAACUUGUCUGAGUCCAAAUAACUGUUCAUGCCAAGAAGGAUAUUUUUCAUUUGAUUGUUCAAAUCAUAAUUGCUUUGGAAUUCUUUUUAAUGAUACCAACGUUUGCUCAAGUCAUGGUUCAUGCUUUGUUCCAGAUAACUGCACAUGUCAACCAGGAUAUUAUGGCCAAACAUGUGAAUUGCACAAUUGCUUUGGUACCUUGUUCAACGAAUCGAGUGUUUGCUCAGGAAAGGGACAAUGUGUAUCACCAAAUUACUGUUCUUGUGUUGAAGGAUUCACCAAUAAGGAUUGUUCAGUGAAUAUUAGUCCAUUCCAAAUUAACAUUACAAAAUAUGAAGAGGUUGUCUAUUUGGAAUUUGAUAACAAGACUGUCAGUGUGGAAAUUCAAUUAAUAGAUCAAGUAUUAAGCCAAAGUCCAAAUAUUUCCUACACCUGGUCAUGUGUUGAAUGUGAUGGACAAAAUGUGGUUUUCUAUGUGGAAUCCAAUCGUUUGUUAAUCAACUCUACAUUAACUGAUGUUACUCAAGCAGGCAAUUACACUUUCAUUGCAAAUGCAUCCAUUGCUAAUAUUCAACCAUUCCAAAGCAGAAAAUCCAACCUGCAACAAUUCAAAUUAGUAGUCAAGUAUGAAUUGAAUGAGCCAACUUUGGGAAGCUUUGGUUUACCAUCUGUUCUAGUUUCAGGUACUCAAGAUCAAACCAUUUCAACUGUUAUUAACAGUAUCACUCUGAACACAACUACUAUUAGAUACUUUUUAGGUUGUGGAAAAAAUUGCUCAACUUUGGUUUCCUAUGAAUGGAAAGUUAGUGCAGGAGUAUUCUCUUACAAAAGGUCAGGUUCAGUCUUGGCCAAAUAUGAUAAUACUAACCUAUUAUCAUUUUCUCCAUCAGUUCCAAUUCAAGCAAGCAUUCCAUCCAACUAUUUGAAUGAGACUGUCUUGUUCACAUUCACAGUUAUCAAUAGCAAGCAGCAAAACAUUAGCUCUUCUGUUCAAAUUCAAAUUAUCUCCUCUGCAAGUCCUCCAACACGUGUUUCCAAUCUUGUUAGCGUUUCUCCAAUCUCUGGUAUUUCAAUGAAUGACAAGUUUACAAUUCAGGUUUCUGAAUGGGUUGCAACAUCACCUGAACUAUUGCCACUCAAAUAUGCAUUUGGUUAUUAUGAUAAAUCAAAGGCAGAGUCUGUUAGAUUGACUGAAUACAGUCUCAACACUACCUUCUCAUCUUAUUUACCUUACAUUAGGUCGGAAAGCUCUUCCACCAAAUCAAGAAGUAUUUUAGAAACAACAGAAACAAUCUCACUGGUUGUCUUUGUCAAGGACGCCCUCGGAAAUGUGGAAACUGAAGCAUCAGCAAAUGUAACAGUCUCUCCAUUUAAUGGAACUCAAGAGCAAUACAUUGAAGUUGUAAAAUCUUUGAGUGGAGAGUCGCUAUUAGGUGCCUCUGUAGAUCAAACCUUUACAACAAGUUCAGCAUCGUCAUCAUUGGUCUCUGCCCUCAUUUCUAAUGUAGUAAUUGAUCCAAAGAACCCUUCAUCAUCUUUAUCAAGCUUGGAAACACUAACAUCCAAUAAUGAAACACUAACAGCUGAUACCGUCAGUCUAGUCAUCAACAAAGUGGAUUCAUUUGUUUCAAAUUUGACAGACAUUUAUUUGAGUGAACUUGCUCUGUAUGGCUAUGUGAAAUCAUCCCUCUCCAGUGCAGAUAUCUCCAAAACAAUUCAAGUUAUUUCAAACUGCUUCUCUACUUCAUAUGAUUCUGAAAAAACCAAAUCGACAGCUAGUCUUGUCACUGUUCUGAUUUAUUAUGGAACUAUCCCAACUGUUGUUAGUUCUACUUCAACCGAUUUACCAACAAGUUCAUACAAAUCUUCUCUCAUUAAUAUUACAGUUUCUAGUUUCAAUGUGCCAACUCCAACUAGUAAUUUGCAAAGCGUUUCUGAUACUGAAAGCAAGGUUUCUAUGAAUUUGACAUCAGUGAUGUCCAAAUAUGGCACCUAUUCAAUGACUUGUGGAGCAACAAUGAUAGUUUAUUCAAAGAACACAAAUUAUGAUGCUUCAGUUAGUAACAUGACCCUCAGCUCCUCUGUUACUGAUUUCAAAUUCAUGAAAAAGACAGAUGUCUUGGUUUUGGAUAAUUUAGAUUCACCUCUUAUUCUUUCAUUCAAUGCUGCCACUAUUCCAAGCUCAAUAAUCUCCAAUUCGACUGUUACCAACAGUACGUAUCAUUGCAAGUAUUGGGAUGAGAAACUCAAAAUGUGGAGCAGUUAUGGAUGUUCAUUGCAUAGAGUUUCAUCUAACUCAAUUGAAUGUGCUUGUUCUCACACAACCAUGUUUACAACUUUCCUUGAAUCCAAGACAACAACAUUUACCGUUCAACUCAAGGAUCAAGUUUCAUCAUUAUACUAUGCCCAAAUAUCAUUUGGUAUUAUUUAUUUGAUUGCAGCAAGUGCAAUUUUGAUUGGAUUGAUUGUUUUGAGAAAGUCUCAACCUGUGAGCUCUAGAUUGCUUACUCCUUAUGUUGGAUUGAUAGCAUUAAUUGUGGAAUGUACAUUGAUUUAUAUUGUACAAAGAUCUGUUCUAGUGGAUCAAUUGAAUUCUGCAAAUAGUCAAAUGUGGGAAAGUGGAGAUGCUGCUGCCAAUAUCAUUGCAAAUAUUGUCAUGAUUAUUGUAAACACCCUCAAUUUAACAGCCAUUUUCUGUUACGUCAUGCAAGUUUUUAGAUUCCAAUUCAUGAAACUACUCUACAAGAAACUCUCUGAUAAUAGAACGCAAGCUCAAAGUACAACAAUUUUGAAAGCAUUGAAGUAUGCAACCUCACAAGUGUUAUUCUAUUCAUUGAUUGGUAUAUUUGCUGCUGUCAAUGUUGUCUAUUGGGUUAUUUGGGUCAUUUUGAGAAGAACUGGAGUUCUAGAUUCAUUACAGUAUACCUACAUUGUUUCAGUUUCUUAUACAGUUUGUAUUUUGACAUUUGGUGUGAUUAUUACAGCUGUCGCCAUCCUUGACAUGAUUCUCUCAUCAAAGAAAGAAGUUGAUCAAAAGAAGAAUAGAAGAAGAGCUGUAAACUUUUCACAACCUACCAGUACUUUCAGUCUUGAUAAUGCUGAAAACAUCAAUGAAAAGAAGAAGCUCAAUAAGAAUAUUUUAUUAACAGCAUUCCAUUGGUUUACCUCAAUGGAUGGACCUCUCUAUUUCAGAAUGGAAAUGUUCAUUUAUAUUAUUUCCUUCAUUUUACUCAUCUUGAAUCAAGUUAUUGGAUUGAGCAGCUUGUCUUACAGAUUUGAGAGUUUGGCCAUGUUCAAACUUGCCUUGACAUUUGAUUCAAUUUCCUUCAUCUUUGAAGUACUCUAUGUCAUUUCCUAUAUUUUAGUAUUUGGUGGUUAUGCACUCAUUGUUGCUCUUGUCUACAAGUUCAGACAACGUAGAACCAAAAAGGAAGAACAAAAGAAGCAAAACGAUGAAAUUAUGAAUCAAGAACUUUACAAUACUUUGGAAUCUGAGGAAGGAUAUGAAUUAUUUGCAAACUUUUGUGAAAAGGAAUUCAGCUCUGAAAAUUUAUUCCUCUUCUCUGACAUUAAAGCAAGUACAGAUGUGGUAUCUGGUGAAAAUCUUGGAGGAUUAGUCUUCUUUGCUGACCGAAUCUACCAAAAGUACAUCAAAACUGGAGCAGAAAUGGAAGUUAACAUUCCAUCAAAGAGUAGAACUGCAUUCAUUCAACUCUAUGAAAAAUGUAAGAAAUUGGACGAAUCAAAUUGUGAGCUAUUGGAUUUAAAUUCCCUAUCAAAACUUGGAAUUGAAAAUAGCAUGGUCAAGGAUUGUUUUGAAUUAAUGAUGAGACAGGUGGUUAUGAAUUUGGGAGAUACCUUCUCUCGAUUUGUUUUCACACCAGAUUAUGUUAAUUUCAAGGCAGUGAGAGAUGUUCAAAUGCAAAUCAUUGAGAAGGCCAACGUUGUCUAUGGUAUUUAA
This is a messenger RNA of Naegleria gruberi, 4218 nucleotides long. RefSeq lists its product as uncharacterized. The record is from RefSeq and is a predicted model, not a curated record. NCBI's taxonomy places the organism in Eukaryota, Heterolobosea, Eutetramitea, Acrasida, Naegleriidae. The coding region runs from base 1 to 4218 and encodes 1405 amino acids. The transcript has a single exon.